This is a messenger RNA of Beauveria bassiana ARSEF 2860, 843 nucleotides long. RefSeq names its product enoyl-CoA hydratase/isomerase. Gene Ontology annotation, molecular function: enoyl-CoA hydratase activity. Gene Ontology annotation, biological process: fatty acid beta-oxidation. The coding region runs from base 1 to 843 and encodes 280 amino acids. Gene Ontology annotation, cellular component: mitochondrion. The transcript has a single exon. NCBI's taxonomy places the organism in Eukaryota, Fungi, Ascomycota, Sordariomycetes, Hypocreales, Cordycipitaceae. The record is from RefSeq and is a predicted model, not a curated record.
AUGACGUUCACGAAGCAGCCGCCCGCCGUGCACGACACGGACAUAAGCUUCCCUCAACCCCACGUCCUCGUCGUCACUCUCAACCGCCCCAAGGCCUUCAACGCCAUCCCGCGGCCCCUGCACCCGCAGCUCGCCGCGCUGUGGGCGUGGUACGACGCAGAGCCCUCGCUGCGGUGCGCCGUCCUCACCGGCGCCGGCAAGGCCUUUUGCGCGGGCGCCGACCUCAAGGAGUGGAAUGACAAGGCGGCCGCCGGCCAGGCCAUCGGCGCCGCGGGCGAGCGCGACCCCUCGUGGGCAACGAGCGGCUUCGGCGGCCUGAGCAACCGCCGCGGCAAGAAGCCCGUCAUCGCCGCAGUCAACGGCCUGUGUCUCGGCGGCGGCAUGGAGAUGGCGCUGGCGGCCGACAUGAUUGUGGCCGCAGCGGCGGCGCGCUUCGGCCUGCCCGAGGUCAAGAUUGGUGUAGUGGCCGUGGCUGGUGCCCUGCCGCGGCUGACGCGCAUUGUCGGCCGGCAGCGCGCGUCGGAGAUGGCGCUUCUCGGACGCACAUACGCAGCGGAGGAGAUGCGCUCGUGGGGCGUGGUCAAUCACAUUGUGCCUGAAGGAGGCAGCGUGGUGGAUGAGGCGCUGAGAUGGGCGGGUGAGCUGGCAGGCAAUUCGCCCGACUCGGUCAUUGUCACCAGGGCGGGCCUGCUGGGUGGAUGGGAUCCGGUUGACCCGGUCAAGAGCACGCAGGAGAUUGAUGAGGGCAUCUACAAGUUGCUGGAGGCAGGCGAGAACCAAAAAGAAGGCGUCAAGAGCUUUGUGGAAAAGAGACGACCUGUGUGGAAGGAUAGUAAGCUAUAG